This is a messenger RNA of Cotesia glomerata, 1157 nucleotides long. RefSeq lists its product as uncharacterized. The record is from RefSeq and is a predicted model, not a curated record. The transcript is spliced from 4 exons. NCBI's taxonomy places the organism in Eukaryota, Metazoa, Arthropoda, Insecta, Hymenoptera, Braconidae. The coding region runs from base 185 to 913 and encodes 242 amino acids.
GGUUUCAGAUGCAUUACUAAGAGUGAAAGCGUAAGCAUCAGGACUCGAAUGUAUUUGUUGUGUCUACCAAAGCUACUGAAUCGCACGUAUAUUUAUAUUUCACUGUGUUGACCGCAAGGCCAAGAAAGUGUAACACGUUACUUUAAUACCUUUAAGAAAUCUACUGGACCAAAAUAAUAACGACAUGUUUAAGUUGAUUGGAUUUAGUAUAUUUUUCACAAUUAGUUUAUCUUGUGCCGCUGAAUUUGAAGAUGCAUUCAAGAAUUGUUACUCAGACGUCAGUGGAUUUGACUCUUGUGUUAGAGAAGGACUUAAUUCUAUAAGACCAUAUUUCAAAACAGGCUUGUCGAAAUAUAAUGUCAAGCCGUUUGAUCCGUUUUUUGCUGAAGAAGUAACGGUGACGAGAGGUUUGCCUAGAAUUGGAUUUGUUUUGACAUUGAGAAAUGUUACGGAAAGUGGAUGGACAGCAAGCAAAGUUACCAAGUUUGUCAGCGACUUAUCUAAUUAUAAAAUAGUUUAUACUCAAAGUUUUCCAGCAAAAUUUCUUAAUGGACAUUAUGAGUUCACUGGAAAUUUAUUGGGACCUCAAAUAAAAAAUAAAGGAAAAUUUACGCUUGAUUUAUAUGAUUUGAUUCAAACAACAACUAUCACAAAAAAACCAGGAGAAAAAUUAAAAGUCCGUGUUGAAGUUGAGACAAUAAGAGAUUUAAAAUUGCACAUUUCAAAUCUUCUACGAGGACGUCAGGUAUUAGAAAAUUUUAUGGAUACUGUUAUCAACGGGGCUUGGCAACCUGGUUUCAUUGUCACCAGAAGUGUUAUCAAUGACCUGGUAUCUACUGCAUUUACUGAAAUAUUUGGUGAAGCUUUCCAAAAGUUUCCAUUUGAGAAAAUAAUCAAGAAAAAAUCUGUAUAAUAAUAACUUUAAGCUUAAAAAAAUCUAAACGCCAUUUGUGAUACAUUACAAUAAAAUAAAUUAAUCAAACUAACAGUUUAGAGAUGAAUAAUUCUUCACAAUUAUUUCUUCACGGCCUCAAAUCAGAAUAAUUAAAAAAUUCUUGCAAGCAAGUACAAAUAAUGUAACCUAGAUAGUUGUAAUUAAAAAUUUGUAUUGCAAACUAAUUAAGCUGUGUACAUAUUAAUGUUCGCGUUCUCCGUAA